AUGUUGUCACAGACCGUCUACCGCGUGACCUCGCAGACAGGCAUUGAUGGCCUAGAGUCCUUUCAAGAACCCGUGCCAGCAGCUGGCAAGCAUGAAAUCCUGGUCAAAGUGCUAAGUGUGGCUUUGAACUUCCGAGACAUCGCCAUUAUCAACGGCACAUAUCCGGUGGCGGUCAAGCAGAAUGUCGUCCCCUGCUCGGACAUGGCUGGUGAGGUGGUACAAGUUGGUGAGGGGGUGGUGAGUUUCACCGAGGGUGAAUUGGUCACGGCACCCGUGAGCCUCGACACAGUGUAUGGACCAGUCAGGGACGGUGCCGGCUCUCUCGGUGGCACAGAGGAUGGCGUCCUUCGCCAAUACUUGACGCUGCCGGCGAGCUCAGCCAUCAGGCUGCCCAAGUCCAACCUGGGGCCCAAUGAAUGGGCAGCCACGGUGACCACUGGUUAUACUGUGUGGAAUGCAUUCUACGGUUCCACGCCUCUCAGGCCCGGCGACACGGUCCUGGCGUUGGGCACAGGAGGCGUCUCCGUCCUCGCCGUUAUCAUCGCCAAAGCCGCUGGGGCAACGACCAUAAUAACCUCAUCGAGUGACGACAAGUUGGAGCAGGUCAAGAAGCUCUUCCAGGUCGAUCACACCAUCAAUUACAAGACGCACCCAGCAUGGGCCGAGGAGGCGAAGACACUUACAAACGGUCACGGCGUGGAUCAUGUCAUCGAAGUAGGCGGCGUCGGGACCAUCGAACAAAGUAUCGCCGCGGUGACGAACGGAGGCACCGUCUCGGUGAUCGGCUUUCUGGCCUCGCUCCCGGACGACAGGAUGCCUAACGUGACGCUGCAAAUUCUGCUCAAAGGCGCGAAGCUUCGCGGCGUCUUGGGGGGCUCCAAGAUGCAACUGGAGGAAGCCAUUCGUUUCAUUGCGGCGAGAAACUUGCCGGUCCCCGUCGACAAGGUAUUCCCAUUCACUAAAGAGGGUAUCUUGGCGGCCAUCAAGUAUGUAGAAUCCGGUCAGCAUAUAGGCAAAGUAUGCAUCAGGAUAGACUAG
Fonsecaea pedrosoi CBS 271.37 is the source of this 1038-nucleotide messenger RNA. RefSeq lists its product as uncharacterized. Bases 1 to 1038 code for a protein of 345 amino acids. The transcript has 2 exons. NCBI's taxonomy places the organism in Eukaryota, Fungi, Ascomycota, Eurotiomycetes, Chaetothyriales, Herpotrichiellaceae. The record is from RefSeq and is a predicted model, not a curated record. Gene Ontology annotation, molecular function: oxidoreductase activity.